This is a messenger RNA of Caenorhabditis angaria, 3807 nucleotides long. The record is from the annotation of a GenBank genome assembly. NCBI's taxonomy places the organism in Eukaryota, Metazoa, Nematoda, Chromadorea, Rhabditida, Rhabditidae.
AUGGGUGACAAUACAUCUUUGACAAAUCAAAUCAAGAAUGAUAUUUUGGAAUUAGUGCGAGCCGAUUGGCGAAAUGAGUUGAUGAACGCGCGUCAGGUCAAGAAGGAAGAUCCAAUUCUCCUUAACCAAAAAGGAUUACAAAUCCAAUGCGAUCUAAAUAUCGCGGUGAUCAACGCGCUUCACAAGGUCGACGAGAGAAACGGUGAGCACAAAUUUGUGCAAGAAGCGAUCGACAUGCUCAGGAGAAGAAAUACCGAAUUGAUGGUGGCUGAUUCAAAUCCGCAAGGAUUUAAGAUUGUCGAAAAAAUGAAUGCAUUCAACGCGCUCACAAAAGGAUCUACAGAUCCUCAGCAGAUGAUGUUAUUCUCGCAACUCAUGCAAGAUCAACCAUCAACUUCUCGCCAACCAAAACCGAUCAGAUUCGCGCCCUUUCAGCAGAGAGGAUUCGAUACACGUCAAUCGAAUCCUCAAAAAGAAAUCGACGAACUCAAACUCGAAAUCGGGAACCUCAAACGAGCUCAAAACCUUGGAGGCCAGGUUAGAAAGGAACCUAUCCGCUGUUUUAAAUGCCAACAAAUCGGUCAUAUCUCCACAAGAUGCCCGAAUUAAAGAUCAAGGUGAAAUUUAUUUUUGUGAACGAUUAAAAGCAGCCAAAAGUUUUUGGGCCGAUUUAACAGAUAGCCAGUGGGUUUUGAAAUUAGUAACAGACGGUUUAGUUAUAGAACUUUCGGAAAAUGUAGUCUUCCCAGGCCCAAAAGGUCUCAGAAGUUCACUGUUGCAGCAUAAACAAUUCAUUUUUUCAGAAAUUUGUCAACUUUUGAAGAAGAAAGUGGUCGUCGAGACAGUGAACGAGCCGAAAGUAGUUUCGCCUCUGCAUGUGGUCGAACAAGGUGAGAAAAGAAGAUUGAUCCUGGAUCUUAGUGAAUUGAACGAAUUCGUAGAAACUGAAACCUUCAAGUUUGAAAACUGGAAAUCAGUUUUGCCUUUUCUAGAGGACGCAAAAUACGCUAUGAGCUUUGAUUUCAAGUCAGGUUAUUUUCACGUUCCAAUUCAUAGGAACUCGCAAGAAUUACUAGGUUUUUCUCUUAACGACCCACCUUCACCUCCUUACUACGUUUAUCAAUGUCUUCCUUUCGGUUUAAAAUCUGCACCCUUCGUGUUCACCAAACUUUUUAGACCGCUAAUUCAAAAAUGGAGAAAGGAGGGUAUAAAAAUAUUUUUAUAUUUAGAUGACGGGUUGAUUUUAGCAAAAGACCUAGAUACAGCAAAAAGGCACGCAGAAAUAGUGAAAAGCGAUUUGCUAAGAGCAGGGAUAUGUUUCGCAGAAGAGAAAUGUUUUUGGGAACCAUCCAAAAACAUAACAUGGUUAGGUUACGUUUUAGACUUAGAAGAGAAGACGUUAAAGAUAACAGAGAAAAGGAAAAACUCUGCGCUGCGCAGUUUAAAACAGUUGAGGAAACAGUUUCCUACGAUCCAGGAUCGUCAGAAGUUCGCGGGAACUUUAUCUUCUAUGAAUAUCGUUUUAGGCCACCGUGGUCAGCUCAUGUCAAGAAGAAUAAGUCAAGCAGUCGCAGACUCGCAAAGGAAGGGAGAGCCGAACACGGUCCAUGUGAGAUUGAAUGAAGGUGAGGAGAGAGAAUUACUUUAUUGGUCAGAAAACCUAGUCGACUCCGCAGUACUUUACUGGGAUGAACAGGAACAACAACCUGAUUAUCUUUUGUACACUGACGCUUCAGAUACAGGAGUGGGAGCAGUGCUCAAAAAUUUCGAGAACCAAAAAUUGUCUACCGCUUUCAAAACUUUCGGAACGAAUUUCAAAUUUUUAUCGAGCACUCUCCGAGAACUUGAAGGAGUUCUUUUCGCAUUAGUGACUUUCAAACACAAAAUAAAACAUUCGAGAGUUAGAAUUUUAACGGAUAACCAAUCAGCGGUCAUAAUCAUUAGGAAAGGAUCAAUGAACGGAGAGUUGCAGGAAUUAGCGGAAAAAAUCCAACGCACUGUAGUUUCAGAAAACUUAACUUUAUCCACAAGAUGGAUUCCCAGAAAAUUAAAUGAGGAGGCAGAUUUUGAGAGUAGGAAAAUAGAUUAUGAUGAUUGGGAAAUUCAGUUUGAAUUUUUUAGGUGGUGUGAAAGAAGGUGGGGAGAAGCGGUUAUUGAUUGUUUCGCAAAUGACGAGAACACAAAGUGCCAAAGAUUCUUCUCGACUUCAGGUGGACGCGGAGCAGAGGGAGCAAAUUUCUUCGAAAACGCAAACAGAUGCGCAAUGGUCAAAAAUUGCUGGUUAGUUCCUCCCCCAAAUUUGGUUCCAAGAUUGUUAAACACCAUGAAAAAAUGGAAGCUUAGAGGCAUUCUGGUGACCCCUCUGUGGAAAUCUCACGUGUCUUACCAAGCUUUAGUUGAUGAAACCGGAAAUUUCAGGAACGAAAUCCAAGAUUUCGUCAUAAUCCCGGAAAACUCAAAAAUUUUUUAAACCAGGGCCGGGAUCAUCUAGAUCCGCGAAAUUCAACAAAGAAAAUUUUUCCUCAAAAAUCUUAGCUUGUUUCUUAAAAUUCUAGAUUCUCUCUUUAAGUGUUUCUCUUCAAGCAAAUAAAACAUUCCACUACGAAAAUUAGUUUUCUUUUAUUCAAAUUCCGUUGUUCCUCAAAUUGGAUCGUAAAUCUAAAUUAUCUUGACGAAGGAAAAGAUAAUUGUGUAGAUUUACGAGAGAAUUAAAGGAACAUAAUAUUCUAUAGUAUGGUCUCGACACGGACCACACACAGUGACACGUCAGCAAAUUUCUGGGCGGCCUGUUUUCGGGAAAAAUUUUUCAGUUUUUUUGUUUCUCAGGGCCCCUCCCAGCCCCACCCACAGAACGUCUCCAAAAAAGAAAUUCCAGAAGGUCCCAAACUCAAGAAGCUGGAGCAAAUUUUCGGUCUGGCAAAAUCGAACGGUCUUCUCGAUCUUCCGAAGGGCCUGUUUCAUUACAUGGAAAAUUCGAGGGCGACAGCGACUGUUUCGUCGUAUAAGAGGGCUUUGAACGCGAGACAAGAAUGGAUGAAUCGGAUCGGUUUACCAAUGUCACAUGAGUCGUUUUGUUUAUACGUGAUCAUGAGAGCGGAAAGAGUCGGAGCGUCAGCUCUGGCUGUCGAAUUAGCCGCGUAUAAACAAGCAAACCACUCGAUUGAUCCGUUGGUUGAAGAUAUCAUCAAAGAUGUUAUCCACGCGAAAAAGAGAUUCGAUGCCGGAAACAAGAAACCUCCGUCAAUUUUCACCGAAAAAGAGAUGUUGGAUAUUAUCGACGACAUAAAACCGGAGAACGAUAUCAAAAAAGAUCGCGAUAUUCUGAUUUGCUGGCUGAGCUGGGAGGCGUUGUUGAGGGCCUCGGAAGUAUCAAAUUUGACCUGGUCGGACAUCACUUUCAAAGAAGAUCAUGUUGCAGUCAAGAUUCAGAAGGCGAAGAACGAUCAAAUGGCGUUGGGUAGAACCACAUUUAUCGAUCAGGACAUCAAUUCAACUUUUCAAAAGUUCGUCAAGAGCUUUAAAGGAAAGUCAGCAGCUCAAUCCGAGGAUUUCAUUUUUCGGAAUUUGAAUACCAAUCAGCAACUUUCGGCUUCCGCAGUGUCAUCGGCAGCAAAGAAAUUAUUCGUUGCGAAGAAUCUGGACCCAAAGAUCACUCAUCAUUCGAUUAGAAGAGGAGCCGCGAAUUAUUUAUUGGACGAAGGGUUUUCAAAAGAAAACAUCAAAAAUCGAGGACGUUGGAGAUCGGACGGCGGAAUGGCGAGAUAUUUGGUCGAUAAUCUGGCUACACAAGGCAUUUUCAAGAAAUAA